AUGACAGUUCCUGGGGAGAAACUGGAUUUUAUAUUAACACUGUUUUCUGUGGAAAAGCCAGGCUCAAUUUCCAGGGUUUUGUGAACCUGUCUUUUGAGAGAUAGGGUAAGAUGGGUGAAAACUGGAAGAGGAAUCCUAGUCCCCAUCGUUCUCCAAAAGUUUCAUGCGUACAAGUUCCUCCAUCGGCUCAGGAUACCUACUUACUGAAGGACCUGAAGCGAGGCCAGAAAUGCUACCUCUAUAGCAUCAUGAGAGUUUACGACAGCAAACCUCUGAGGGAAAUGCUGUCCCAUCGGUACAGGCUCAAUCUCCAGCACCAAAAUUUGCUGGGUUACAUUACCGAGCAUGAAGUCAGGUCUUACGUCUCCUUCCUGGAUGAAGCUGCAGAGAAAGGAGAGGGGACGACCUCAGCUCGAAACAGCACCUCUCUGAAGUCCAGAGCUGGGAGAACUCAGCUGGCAUUAACAGGCUGCAGUUCAUAGAUUUUAAUGCCAGAAAAGAUCUCUGUGAUUGCCUAGCCUGACCUCUCAUAUAACAUAUGCCAGAGAACUCCCCAACCCCAACAAAUAAUCUCUGUUGGAACUAGAACCUCUCUUUUAGGAAAGGGUGAUGUUUAUUUAACUGUUUAAAUGUUGAUUUAAAAAUUUCCAAUGAUGGUAAAUCCACUAUAUCCCUUGAGAAAUUGUUCCAGUGGUUGCUCUCAGUGUUAAAAAAUUGUUCCUUGUUUACAAUUUGAAUUUGUUUAGCUUCAGCUUCUAGCCA
Molecule: messenger RNA, 762 nt
Organism: Pelodiscus sinensis (Chinese soft-shelled turtle)
Lineage: Eukaryota; Metazoa; Chordata; Testudines; Trionychidae
Gene: FAM216B
Product: family with sequence similarity 216 member B
Source: RefSeq, a predicted model, not a curated record